GUUUAAACAUUUCCAUUGCAGUUGAAAAACUCCAAAAAAUUGAAAGCUGCAGCUUCAAAGGAAAAAAGAAGAAGAAGGACGCUGCAGACAUGGAAGAGGAAGAGAUUAAGCAAUUGAAGAUCGAAAGAUUCGAGCAGAUUCCCUCACCUUCAGUUUUCGAGUCUCAGAUUGAAUCCAAAAAUGUUCCCGCCGUAUUUAAUGGAUGCAUUAAGCAAUGGAAGGCUUUCACCAGGUGGAAUCCAGCUAACGGCGGCCUCGAUUAUUUGCAGGAAAAGGUAGGAACAUCCACUGUUGAGGCUAUGCUCUCCCGAACUGCGCCAGUUUUUUAUGGUGAUCUUAGAAGUCAUGAGAGGGUUCCAUUUCCGUUUUCCACAUUUAUUGACAAUUGCAAGCAGCAUAUGUUAAAAGCAGACCAAGGGCAUGAUCAGCCUGCAGUAGUUUCUAUUGCGGAAGAGGAACAUUCUCCUCAAAAAAUCUAUUUGGCCCAGGUGCCGAUUGUGAAUACUGAGGAUCUAGAAAGGGUCCAACUUGGAGCUCUUAGAGAAGACAUUCAAAUGCCUGUUUUCUUGGAGACAAAAGAACCAGCUUCUGUUAAUCUGUGGAUGAAUAAUGCUUAUGCUAGAUCAAGUAGUCACUAUGACCCACAUCAUAAUGUUCUAUGUAUCAUUGCUGGUCGCAAGCAAGUUACCUUAUGGCCCCCUUCUGCAAGUCCAUCUUUAUACCCGAUGCCUAUAUAUGGGGAAGCCUCAAAUCACAGUUCUGUUUCUUUAGAAAACCCUGAUUUCUCAUUGUAUCCAAGAGCAGAAGGCUCCUUGGGGUACUCUCAGGUCGUUGUUCUUCACGCAGGUGAUGCACUAUUCAUCCCUGAAGGCUGGUUUCACCAAGUAGAUAGCGAUGAUUUGACCAUUGCAGUUAACAUUUGGUGGAGGUCCAAUGUUAUGUGUAGCAUGUUAGAACACAUGGAUGCUUAUUAUUUGCGCAGGAUAAUGAAAAGAUUGACCGACAAAGAAAUGAACCACAUGCUCCCGAAGACUUCUUCUCCUCCUGACAUGAGAAAGAUGCAUACAUGCGAGCUUAUGAGUAAUGGAAAGGCAGAUUCUAGUCACUCUGACUCUGGUUUUGUCCAUACUUGUCAAGAAACGGAUUUGCAAGGGAGAGAUAAAGAUCACAGAAUUAAUUUGCAUAUGUUGGAACCAUUUUCUCUGCAGGCUCUUCACGAACUCGUUUCUUUGGUUCAUGACCGUGUUAACCUCACUGAUCUCAAUCAACCAGUAAAGUCAACUUCCACGAAUGAUUCUGUGGUUAGCAGUCAGCAUGAUAAAACUGUGAGAAGUAUAUUUGUACUGGAUGAUGAUCCAGUUGCGAAAAUUCUUUGGACUCUUGGUCCACACAUUCUUCAGAAUGUUCUUCUUGCUAUGGCGUCCAAUUUUCCAAGAACCUUGGAGGCUCUGGUACUGCAUUUGCUUUCACCAAUAGGAGCAGAGGUACUCACACAAAAAUUUGAUGAGAUGGAUCAGCAAAACACUGAAGAAGAUCGGAACAAAUUCUACCAAGUAUUCUAUGCUGCAUUUGAUGACCAAUUUUCUGCAAUGGAUGCAAUUUUGAAUGCGAAAGAAUCAUUUGCUCUACAGGCAUUCAAGAAUGUGCUAGAUAAAUACUUGCAAGUUAACUUUGAUGUGCUAAAACCAUCAACGAGAUAAGAUAUUUAGUGAUGUAACUUCAUAAAAGAAUUGGUCCCGGCGGUGAUAUCAAAAGGGUUAAUCAGUGCAUUACCACAGAACCAAGAAGCUUUCUGUCUUAGUCGAUACUUUUAUGUGUGAGUCAUCCACAAAUUUGUAGAAAUUUAAAUCAUUGCUAACUUUGAAUGGUGAUGCAUAUCUCUGCUGUCAAUUUGUGAUUCCAUCCAUUUUCUUUUGACUUUAAUGAUACUUGUUCAAACAAUUCUUUUAAAAUUUUGUA
Molecule: messenger RNA, 1959 nt
Organism: Mercurialis annua (annual mercury)
Lineage: Eukaryota; Viridiplantae; Streptophyta; Magnoliopsida; Malpighiales; Euphorbiaceae
Product: lysine-specific demethylase JMJ31
Exons: 15
Coding region: 90-1700 (536 amino acids)
Molecular function (GO): 2-oxoglutarate-dependent dioxygenase activity
Source: RefSeq, a predicted model, not a curated record